This is a messenger RNA of Pseudoliparis swirei, 1470 nucleotides long. Its product is annotated as procyclic form-specific polypeptide B-alpha-like. The transcript has 5 exons. Lineage: Eukaryota; Metazoa; Chordata; Actinopteri; Perciformes; Liparidae. The record is from RefSeq and is a predicted model, not a curated record. The coding region runs from base 339 to 1004 and encodes 221 amino acids.
ACUUAAAGUACAUUUAGCUGGUAAUACUUUACUGAUACUUCUUAUGAGUAAAUUGUACCUUCUUUAUUACAGUACAUGUACAGUAAGAAGUACAACAUGUAGUGGAGUAAUACUUCAUAUAUUAUGUUAUGUACUUUAACGGGAAGUUCACUCAAAAACUCUUAUUCUGAAAGCCUAAGUUCUAUUCCAGUGAUAUCCUGCUCAGGCCUUUAUUUUGAAAGCGCGGUCGUGUGGCCGUAGUCAGCGCGUGAGGACAGCAGCGGCUCAGUGCGCGUGUGACCGCAGCCCCGUCAGCACGCGCCGGCCUCUCGCGCACCUUCCCGCCACAGCCCGGCACCAUGGACCUGGACCCGGCCUUCCUCCUCCCGGCCGCCGUCGUCACCGCGGUGGUCGGUUACUUCGCGGCGUCGCUGCUGCGCAAGAAGCCCGGCGCCUCGGCCCCCUCGGCCGGCAGCAGGCAGCCCGCUGCCGCCCCGCAGACUCCGGCUCCGGCCGAGAAGCUCCAGGCGAAGAGGUUUUAUCUGUCAGCUGCAGCCGUGGAUCCUGUUGAGGAGCUGCAGCUGCCAGGGUCAGAGGUCGCCCCUGAACCAGUAUCGGCACCAAGACCAGAGACUCUACCGGAACCAGUCGUGGCACCAGAACCCACCGCAGAGCCAGAACCUGUCCCAGAACUGGAAUCACAACCCAAACCUGUGGCUGAUCCAGAGCCUGUGGUCGAGUCUGAACCAGAAUCUGAGGCGGUCCAGCAGCCUGGACCUGUUGUGGAGUCCUUACCUGAGCUGAGCCCGGGUUCUGCUGAGGACCGCCUGCCAACCCCAGAACCGGUUCUAGAGGAACCAGAACCAGAGACCAGCCUGGACUACGGUAAGAUAGGAGGUGAAGUUCUCUCCAGGAAAGAAACUGAACAAGUUCGAGACAACGAUGACGAAGGAGGAGAGCGAGGAAGAGCACAGGGCUGCCGAAUGAGACGCCUUCAGACCCAGAGGAAAAGGGGAGGAGUCUAAUCAUCAGGGCCCAGAGGAAAGGGAGAGGAGCCUAACUAUCAGGACCCAGAGGAAAGGGGAGGAGCCUAACUAUCAGGGCCCAGAGGAAAGGGGAGGAGUCUAAUCAUCAGGGCCCAGAGGAAAGGGGAGGAGUCUAAUCAUCAGGGCCCAGAGGAAAGGGAGAGGAGCCUAACUAUCAGGACCCAGAGGAAAGGGGAGGAGCCUAACUAUCAGGACCCAGAGGAAAGGGGAGGAGUCCAAUUAUCAGGACCCAGAGGAAAGGGGAGGAGUCUAAUUAUCAGGACCCAGAGGAAAGGGGAGGAGUCUAAUUAUCAGGACCCAGAGGAAAGGGGAGGAGUCCAAUUAUCAGAGUUUACUGUCUCUUUUGUUUAAAAAUAUAUAAAUAACGACGUUCAGUCAUGAGUUGAGUUGAAACGUUUAAAUGUUUAAUAAAUUAAUAAAUGUUUAAUAAAUGUGUGAAACCAAA